Molecule: messenger RNA, 1750 nt
Organism: Kockovaella imperatae
Lineage: Eukaryota; Fungi; Basidiomycota; Tremellomycetes; Tremellales; Cuniculitremaceae
Exons: 4
Coding region: 404-1726 (440 amino acids)
Source: RefSeq, a predicted model, not a curated record
CAGCACUUUUCUCCGGUUGCAACAAGCAUUCAUUAACCGGGGCGAGGUAGCGGAAAAUAGGCGCCGACAUGUCCCCGCCUAUAUUGUCACCUAUACACUAUCCCUUCACCUGUCCCUGUCCUCGCAGCGGCAAACGGCAAGAAUGCAGACGCUCUACGAUGCAUGGGAAUAUGAAUCAAAGACUUAGCUUCGUACGACCAACAGAGCAGGUACAGCUAGCACGCUGGAUCCAACCCCGCGAACUGCCAGACUCAUGGGUCCAUUAAAGCAAUGAAAUCCUAAUCAAAAUCCUAAUACCUCGCGCGUUCGGAUCCGAAGCCCUGCACUUUCCGCGUGUUCAGAUGAAAUGGUUAUGAGCUGAUCUCAUGUCAGUUCAUUGGACACUUUGGUAGCUCAACACACGAUGCCAGUCAACACAGUGGCGUCUCUCUUGGAGAAUGUGGAUGGUAGAUUCUUGAUCCUUGGGGCCGUGACCAUGUCCCUGCUGUACGUUGUCAAAGUGUGGUCAGCGGGGCCGAAGACCACUUGGGAGAGAGAUUGGGCAGGGAAGAUGAUCCUGGUGAUUGCUCCUCCAUCACCGGUCAUACUGCAAUUGCUCGAUCACCUGCUCCACCUUCCAUCCCCGCCUCAAAUCCUCUUCCUCCCGCCUUACGACUCGCCCCUCCCUGAAUCUCUCUUGACUCUCAUGCAUACCCUUCGACUGAGUAUACGCAAUCCGCAAGCUCAACUUCACUGCGAACCUCUGCCUCAGACGCCUCGAGGCGUCAGAGAGUUCACCGCCAAAUGGGGAAAAGUCUCAACUGGUAUGACUGGUGAAGGUGGAAGGAGGAUAGAUGCUAUUGUCUUUGCCUCAGGAUGGGAAUCUGUCCCAAGUACAAUCUGGUCGAACGAUGAUGAACUCUUGGAUCAGUCCCAGGGUGGAAAGAAGGAGACUCGCUGGACACUACACGAAUACCACUUCCACAUCUUAACAUCUCUCCUGCCGAGUUUGAUCCGUCAACCUCCCGAAAGAAAUAUCCGAGUCAUCUCGCUCAUCUCGCCAGCCUUUGCGGCUGCUCUACCCGCCCUAGAAGGCAGUAAAAAACCUCUGGAGUCGAGUAUUCAGAUCGCUGGAGCCAAAUCUAUCACUGUGCUACUCCUCAUGAAGCACUUUCAGCUCAUUUUCGACACAUUGUCCGCUGCGGCAUUGAAAAAAGUCAAAGAGGUGCCUUCCAGUAACGGGACAUUGAAGAAGAAACAGGAAGGUGUCCGGAGUAAUAUCAUGGUCUUGAGGGUCAUUAUGCCUUGGACUAGGGAAGAAUUCACCUGGGGUUCGGAACCUGGCGAUCCAUUCUUGAAAAAGUUAUUGCGAUUGCUCGUCCUUAUCCCCAUUUUGCUCAUCGUGACCCCGAGUCCAAGCCGAGCGAUCCAACCACUGCUGUUUGCUCUUCAGGCGCCUGUUCGCUACGGCCCUCUGGACGUGUCGACCCCUUCCCCCAUAGCAAAAUCAACGAUCGAAAAGUCGAAAUCUGACAAUAAGGAACUGAGGAACCCGCGAACCGCAGGAGUGGGCAAUGGGGACAUUGUUCGAUACUGUCAGGUCAUUGACUCGCAUCCGGCGCUGGAAGAUCCGGUCAAUGCCAAAGCAAUUUACGAUGCGUUGGAAGGCCGGGUGGAGAAGGUGAUCAAGCGGGAUGCGGGCGGAGAUAAGCAGACUAAGCCGGACGGUACCAAGGCAAAGGCAUGAUGACUAGACAUGAUACGACAUAGA